Molecule: messenger RNA, 459 nt
Organism: Aspergillus bombycis
Lineage: Eukaryota; Fungi; Ascomycota; Eurotiomycetes; Eurotiales; Aspergillaceae
Product: putative ubiquitin conjugating enzyme (UbcB)
Exons: 3
Coding region: 1-459 (152 amino acids)
Source: RefSeq, a predicted model, not a curated record
AUGGGUAGCAAAAGGAUAGCCAAGGAACUAGCUGAGCUCACAGCGUCUCCUCCAGAGGGCAUUACUGUCGAGCUAGCCAAUGAGUCAGAUAUCUACCAAUGGAAGGUUUACAUGGACGGCCCAGAAGGGUCACCGUAUCACAAUGGCAGGUUCCUAGUCAAACUCAGUCUUCCCACUGAGUACCCUUUCAAGCCACCAUCCGUUUCGUUCGGGACCAAAAUUUACCACCCCAAUGUGACCAACGAUGACAAGGGCAGCAUGUGUCUGGGCAUGCUGCGGGCCGACGAAUGGAAGCCUAGCUCCAAGAUCGCAGCGGUGCUUGAGUUCGCGCGUCAGCUGCUCGUAGAGCCCAUGCCUGAUGAUGCUGUCGAGGGUCGUAUCGCAGAACAGUACAAGAAUGAUCGGGCACGGUAUGACGAAAUCGCACGGGAGUGGACAAGGAAGUAUGCGAUGGCAUAG